This is a messenger RNA of Rhopalosiphum maidis (corn leaf aphid), 754 nucleotides long. Its product is annotated as nucleoside diphosphate kinase 6-like. The coding region runs from base 37 to 594 and encodes 185 amino acids. NCBI's taxonomy places the organism in Eukaryota, Metazoa, Arthropoda, Insecta, Hemiptera, Aphididae. Gene Ontology annotation, biological process: GTP biosynthetic process; CTP biosynthetic process; UTP biosynthetic process. The transcript has 5 exons. Gene Ontology annotation, molecular function: nucleoside diphosphate kinase activity. The record is from RefSeq and is a predicted model, not a curated record.
UUAUAAUAUUUUAUAUAUUUUUGAGUAUAUGAAAUAAUGUUAGUACCUAAUGUUUUCACUGAGAUGACAUCUGUUAAGCCUUUGCAAUUGACUUUAGCCAUCAUGAAACCUCAUGUGGUGUCCUGUCCAUUUUCUUUACUCGAUAUUAGGCGAACAAUACUGGACAAUGGUUUUUACGUUGUACGUUCAAAACGCCAAACUAUUAAACUAGAACAGGCAAAACAAUUUUAUAGUGAGCAUAAAGCAAAGUUCUUUUAUAACAGACUUAUCACAUUCAUGACAAGUGGACCGUCAGAAGCAUAUAUAUUGGCUAGAGAAGAUGCAAUUUCAGUUUGGCGUCAUUUAAUGGGUCCAACUAAAGUUUUCCAAUGUCAGCUGAGUAAUCCUGAUUCUAUAAGAGCUAAACAUGGACUAACAGAUACUAGAAAUGCCACACACGGAUCUGAUUCCGACGAAUCAGUUCGCCAAGAAGUCAGCAUAAUGGUGCCACAAUUUUGCUUUGAGCAUUGGAAACAAACUGAAGAACCUAUGUUUAGGGAUGGAAAAGUACAGUUUAAUGAUCAACAAUUUAUUCAUUUUGUACAUAAAAGCUAGACCAUUUAUUUUCAUAUUAUGACAAGGAUAAUAUUAAAAUAAUGCCAAAUCAACAAAGAUUAUUGUUGGCUAUGUUGUUUACCAAUUGGUGUAAUAGUAAUUUUUCUAUAUUAGGUAUAAUAUUUAAACAAACCAAAUAUUAGUAGUAUUAACAAUAAAA